Molecule: messenger RNA, 188 nt
Organism: Symbiodinium sp. CCMP2592
Lineage: Eukaryota; Dinophyceae; Suessiales; Symbiodiniaceae
Source: the annotation of a GenBank genome assembly
GCACUGGCUAUGUGAACGCCGCAGAUCUGCCGGAGGACGACGACGAAGACGAAGACGAGGCCCAACGGAACGUCAGCUUCGCACCAGACGUGGCUGCUCGUGAGGCGCACCAGGCCUCGGCGCGGAAAGGCACAGGUUUUGUCAAGACGUCCGACAUCCCAUCAGAUGACGACGAAGAUGAGGAGGAG